AGUUAGGGUUUAUCAGGGUUUUUCUUAAACUCUCAUUAGCAGAGCCAUGUCUCUCUACCGGCUUCUCCUCCGUUCACUUCGCCGCCCCUCCUCCGCCGCACAAACCUCAGCCCCAUCCCUCUCAGCUCUCCUCCACAACCCACGCGCUACUCCUGAAACUAUCCUCACAUCUCCCAGCCCUCACUUCUUUACCCGCCGCUCCUUCGCCUUCUCCUCAGCAGAGGAAGCCGCUGCAGAGCGCCGCCGCCGGAAGCGCCGCCUGCGCAUCGAGCCGCCACUCCACGCCCUCCGCCGCGAUCCCCACCCCCCUGCUCCCCGGGAUCCUAAUGCCCCUCGUCUUCCUGACUCCACCUCGGCACUGGUUGGCCCGCGCCUUAACCUUCACAACCGAGUUCAGUCCCUAAUUCGUGCCGGAGACCUAGACGCAGCUUCUGCUGUAGCUCGUCACUCUGUCUUCUCCAACACUCGUCCCACAGUCUUCACCUGCAACGCCAUUAUCGCCGCCAUGUACCGCGGCAAGCGCUACAGCGAUGCCGUUUCCCUCUUCCAGUUCUUCUUCAACCAAUCCAACAUAGUCCCGAACAUUGUCUCUUACAAUAAUCUGAUUAACACCCACUGCGACGAGGGCCGAGUCGAUGUUGGUCUCGAGAUCUAUCGCCAUAUAAUUGCCAAUGCGCCCUUCAGCCCUUCUCCGGUAACCUUCCGGCACUUGACGAAAGGGUUGGUCGAUGCUGGUCGUAUUGGGGAUGCCGUGGAUCUCUUGAGGGAAAUGUUGAACAAAGGUCACGGCGCGGAUUCGUUGGUUUUUAACAAUUUGAUUUCUGGGUUUCUCAAUUUGGAUAAUUUGGAGAAGGCAAAUGAGCUUUUUGACGAGCUUAAGGAAAGGUGUUUGGUUUAUGAUGGGGUUGUAAAUGCGACGUUUAUGGAGUGGUUUUUCAACAGUGGGAGAGAGAAGGAGGCUAUGGAGUCCUACAAGUCUUUGCUCGAUAGGCAGUUCAAGAUGAUUCCAGCUACUUGCAAUGUUCUGUUGGAGGUGCUGCUGAAGCAUGGGAAGAAGGUUGAGGCCUUGACUUUGUUCGAUCAGAUGUUGGAUAAUCACACGCCUCCCAACUUUCAGGCUGUCAAUUCAGAAACGUUUAACAUAAUGGUCAAUGAGUGUUUCAAGCAUGAGAAGAUUGAAGAGGCCAUUGCAACUUUCAGGAAGGUGGGAACUAAGGUAAAUUCCAAACCUUUUGCUAUGGAUGUUGCUGGAUAUAAUAAUAUCAUUACUAGAUAUUGUGAAAUUGGGAUGUUAUCGGAUGCCGAGACUUUGUUUGCGGAAUUGUGUUCGAAGUCGUUGUCUCCUGAUGCGAAUACUUACAAGACUCUUAUUGAUGCGUAUCUGAAAGAAGAGCGGAUAGAUGAUGCUUUGAAAACAUUGAGUAAAAUGGUUGAGGCUGGCUUGAGGGUUGUUGCCAGUUUUGGUAAUAGGGUGUUUGAUGAAUUUAUUAAAAAUGGUAAAGCAGUAGACUGUGCGCAGAUUUUAAAGAAAAUGGGAGAGAAAGAUCCUAAACCGGAUGUCAGUUGUUAUGAGGUUGUGAUUAAGGGGCUUUGUAAUGAAGAAUCAUUUGAUCCGAGCCGUGAUUUGCUUGAAGAGAUGAUAAGAUACGGCCUUGGGGUUAAUCCUACUCUGCAACAAUUUGUAAAUGAGGCUUUUGGCAAAGCUGGUCGUGCUGAGGAGAUUGAAGGAGUGCUAAGCAUGAAUCGAUGGGGACACACACCACCCUCUCGAAUGGCAGGACCUCGACAGCAGUCAUUUGGCAGAGCUCAAAUUAGAGGACCUGGACAAAUGUCUGCACCUGAGAAUGCAGGAUAUCCUCCAAGGACUGGAUUUCAACAGCCACCACCAUCAAGGCCUGCGCAGAUGGUUGGGCCGUACCAAAUGGCAUCAGGAACGCCUCAAAUGACAGCACCACCGCAAAACACUUAUUCAGCAUCCUCUCAAAUGAGUCCCCAAAACCUUCCAUUAGGGGCUCAAAUGACAAGGCCAUAUUACCCACAUUCGCAGUCUUCUCAGAUGGGAGCACAGUAUCAUCCAUUAUCUGGAGCCCCUGAAAUGGGACGACCCCAACACCCGCCAGUAACAACUCCCCAAAUGGCAGAACCUCCUCAUAAUGGAGGAUCUCAGUACCCUCCAGUAACAACUCCCCAAAUGGCAUCAGGAGCGCCUCAAAUGACAGCACCACCGCAAAACACUUAUUCAGCAUCCUCUCAAAUGAGUCCCCAAAACCUUCCAUUAGGGUCUCAAAUGACAAGGCCAUAUUACCCACAUCCGCAGUCUUCUCAGAUGGGAGCACAGUAUCACCCAUUAUCUGGAGCCCCUGAAAUGGGACGACCCCAACACCCGCCAGUAACAACUCCCCAAAUGGCAGAACCUGCUCAUAAUGGAGGAUCUCAGUACCCUCCUUCUAUGUCUUCGCAAGUGGGAGGAUCCCACCAUCAUCCAUCAGGAACCUCUCAAAUGGCUGGAUACCAGCAACAUCAUCCACCAGGGCCUCCACAACCAGCAGUACCAUAUUAUCAUCAAAUGUCACAGGCUUCUCAAAUGGAUGGAUGGUCUUCAGGAGCACCAUCACACCCUCCAUCAGGACACUCACAAAUGGCAGGACCAUAUGCUCAGCAAUCAGACUCUUAUAGAACGUCUGGACAGCAACAUUUGCAGUCAGAAUCCCAUCAGCCACAAGUGGCAGACCAGGUAGCGGCUGCUUGAUUAUAAUUAUUUUUUGAAUAGCCAUUGAUGGCAAUCCCUGUGCUUUCAUGAUGUUACUCUUACAAGUAUGCCAAUGCUGACCAUUGAUUCUCUUUUAUGUUCUAUACGUGUACGAGGACAACAGAUUAAUUAUUCAUAAAAUAUUCUUGUAGUUUUGAGCUCUCAGUAUUGUGGGCUCCUUGAUUAUAAAUAAUUUUGGUAUACCCUUGUACACUUUUGCCUAUAUACUAUAUUUGGAGCUGAAUUUUGAGCGAAUGAAGUUGACUGGCAUUGGGCCAAUUUUCCUU
Messenger RNA from Humulus lupulus (European hop), 3036 nucleotides. RefSeq names its product pentatricopeptide repeat-containing protein At1g10270-like. Bases 47 to 2749 code for a protein of 900 amino acids. NCBI's taxonomy places the organism in Eukaryota, Viridiplantae, Streptophyta, Magnoliopsida, Rosales, Cannabaceae. Gene Ontology annotation, molecular function: protein binding. The transcript has a single exon. Gene Ontology annotation, cellular component: chloroplast. The record is from RefSeq and is a predicted model, not a curated record.